GGGAGUGGAUAGACACGAGAUAAAAGAAGAGAAUGUGUCUUGCCCUGUGUACACCCACACAUCUAUUCGUAAACACCUUCACGUCAAACUGUACAUUAGACUUUUUUUGAACAACAAAAAGCGAGGAAGAGUUCCACAAUAUACCACUUUUGGCGCUGGAAAUUACAUACCAUGAAUGCUGAGGAGUUCCGUCGUCGAGGAAAGGAAAUGGUUGACUUUGUAGCCGACUAUAUGGAGAAUCUGGAGCAGAGACCGGUCUUUCCAGAUGUAGAGCCGGGUUAUCUCCGAUCCCUAAUCCCGACUGAGGCACCGCUGGAACCAGAGAACUAUGACGAGAUCAUGAAGGAUGUGGAGCGAGUCAUAAUGCCUGGGAUUACCCACUGGCACAGUCCAUACUUUUAUGCUUACUUCCCUGCAGCCUCCUCCUACCCUGCUAUGUUAGCAGAUAUGCUGAGUGGAGCCAUUGGAUGCAUUGGAUUUUCUUGGGCUGCCAGCCCAGCUUGCACCGAGCUGGAAACAGUGAUGUUAGACUGGUUAGGAAAGAUGCUGCAGCUGCCAGAGUCUUUUAUAGCUGGAACUCGUGGUCAUGGAGGAGGUGUCAUCCAGGGCACAGCCAGUGAGGCGACCCUCAUGUCCUUGCUUGCUGCCCGUUGUAAAAUUGUCCGUCGAGUCCAGUCCAUCAACCCAGAAAUGUCUGAACCUGAGAUUUUCAUCAAAUUGGUGGCGUACACAUCGGAGCAAUCUCAUUCGUCCGUGGAGCGAGCAGGUCUGAUUGGAGGCGUGAUGAUGAAGAAAAUCCCGACGGACAGCACUUAUGCUGUCACUGGUGAUACGCUCAAGAAAAUUGUAGAAAAGGACAAAGAAGCGGGACUCAUCCCUUUCUACUUCUGUGCAACGCUUGGCACCACUGCAUCAUGUGCGUUUGAUCAUAUUUCGGAGCUGGGGCCAAUAUGUAAUGAGCAGAACAUAUGGAUGCAUGUUGAUGCUGCGUAUGCUGGGAGUGCAUUUAUCUGUCCUGAGUUUCGGCCUUUGUUGAAUGGCAUCGAGUUUGCUGAUUCUUUCAACUUGAACCCACACAAAUGGCUGUUGGUCAACUUUGACUGCUCUGCCAUGUGGGUGAAGAAGAGGCAGGACAUGAUUGGAGCCUUCAAAGUAGAACCACUCUACCUCAGACAUGAAAACCAGGAGUCAGGACUAGUGACCGAUUAUCGGCAUUGGCAGAUUCCCCUGGGAAGACGUUUCCGCUCCCUCAAAAUGUGGUUUGUCUUUCGCAUGUACGGCCUCCAAGGAUUACAGGCUCAUAUACGCAAGCAAGUGGGCCUGGCCAAGGAGUUUGAGAGUCUGGUACGAGCAGACAAGAGAUUUGAGAUCUGUGCUGACGUCAUCAUGGGUCUGGUUUGCUUCAGGCUUAAGGGCUCCAAUGAGCUGAACCAGAAUCUGCUGAAGAGGAUCACAAAGAGGAGAGAGAUCCACUUGGUGCCUUGUCAUCUGACUGGACGCUUUGUCCUGCGCUUUGCCAUCUGCUCACGCACCACUGAGUCUCAUCACAUCCGGGAAGCAUGGAGACACAUCACACAGCUGACCUUUGAACUCCUGCAGGAGUCCAUUCAAUGACGACUAGGCAAGCGAGCAAUGCCCAUUUUGAUGCCUUCCGCCAGGGGUGUCAAACUCAUUUUUGUCACGGCCCACUUUGGAGUUAUAUCUUCCCUUGGAGGACAGCUAUGACAGUGAAACAAAAAAAAAAGU
Messenger RNA from Hippocampus comes (tiger tail seahorse), 1746 nucleotides. RefSeq names its product dopa decarboxylase (gene ddc). Gene Ontology annotation, cellular component: cytoplasm. NCBI's taxonomy places the organism in Eukaryota, Metazoa, Chordata, Actinopteri, Syngnathiformes, Syngnathidae. Gene Ontology annotation, biological process: catecholamine metabolic process; carboxylic acid metabolic process; amino acid metabolic process. The coding region runs from base 172 to 1614 and encodes 480 amino acids. The transcript has 14 exons. The record is from RefSeq and is a predicted model, not a curated record. Gene Ontology annotation, molecular function: aromatic-L-amino-acid decarboxylase activity; pyridoxal phosphate binding.